Molecule: messenger RNA, 7488 nt
Organism: Clonostachys byssicola
Lineage: Eukaryota; Fungi; Ascomycota; Sordariomycetes; Hypocreales; Bionectriaceae
Source: the annotation of a GenBank genome assembly
AUGGGUGACCCCGGUGACGGUGGUCCAGGGGGUGUUGGGGAGCCGAAAGAGGGGUGCGCCGAGAAAACCUCUGUUCAAGGACCAUACCAUAUCGAGAAGGAUGCGGGUAUUCCUGUGGAAAAGGCAGCAGGAACUAGUACGGCAGUCUACGCGUCGUCUACGUCUGAAGACUACAUUAUGAUGAUUGCCAAAGACCCAGAUCAUGCGCCGGCAACCGUAUCAACCUCUACUAGCCCCAGCAUUCAGGCGAACCGUAUUAGUUGGUACUUUGAUCUGAAAGGCCCCAGUAUCCAUGUCAACACGGCUUGUUCAUCCAGUAUGAUCACCAUGGACCUUGCAUGUCAGAGCCUGAGGAGUGGGCAGAGUUCAAUGGCCUUAGUAACAUCUGCAAAUAGUCUGUUAAGUCCGGAAUGGUCUCUCUAUCAGUCAAACAUGAGUUUCCUGUCAGCGGAUAGUCGGUGCUAUAGCUUCGAUCAGCGCGCCAAUGGCUAUGCAAGAGGAGAAGGAGUUGCUGUGCUUGUUCUCAAGAGAAUAACAGAUGCAAUAAGGGACAGGGACAUGAUUCGUGCUGUGAUUCGAGCAACCGGUUCGAACCAAGACGGCCAUACCCCAGGCCUCGCUCAGCCAAGCCAGUCUGCGCAGGAGGCGCUCAUUCGCCAGGUGUACAAGAGUUGCAACUUGAGCUUUGAGCACACACGUUACGUGGAAGCCCAUGGCACCGGUACACAGAUUGGAGACGUGACUGAAGCAACCGCGCUUGGUCGGGUUUUCAAAGCCAGCAGGUCCGCCAGUGAGCCAUUAUACAUUGGCUCUAUCAAAGCAAACAUCGGCCAUCUUGAAGGAGCCAGCGGCCUCGCCGGUAUUCUCAAAAGCAUCAUGAUACUUGAGACUGGAAUCAUUCCUCCGAACGCCUUGUUUGAGAAACUAAAUCGAAAGAUUAAUGCCAGAUUCUACCAUCUCGAGGUGCCUACUUCUCCUAUCCCUUGGCCGGAAGAAGGCCUGCGGCGAAUCUCGAUUGAUUCUUUUGGCUUUGGCGGAGCCAAUAGUCACAUGGUUCUCGACGACGCUUAUCAUAUCAUUGAGGCUCUUGGACACGUAGCCCAUCUUCACGUCCUCAACGGCCCCAGGCUUCUCACCAACACGGUAUUAAAUGGGACAAAUGGCGUGAACGGGACAAACGGGGUGAACGAAGCGCACGAAAUUAAUGAAGAUAACGGUAUCAACGGAGCAAACGGUACCAAUGGUGUAAACGGGACCAAUGGAGACAGCCACGCAACCAGCAAAAUAGACCCAACGCCUGGAUACAAGCUACUGACGUGGUCUGCACGAGAUGAAGCCGCCCUGAAGCGGAUGCUGGGUUUGUAUGAUGGGUAUCUAAAAGCCAAGGUGCGCGAAGAUACCAGCUUUCUACAGGACCUGUCCUACACACUUGCUACGCGUCGGAGUCUAAUGGCUUGGAGGUCAUUCUCUGUUGUAGACGGGCAAGGCGCUCUAGAGACACUGAACCUCUCUGCUGCAAAGUGCGAGCGCGCAGCGCGUGAAGUUGGAGUGGCCUUCAUCUUCACCGGCCAGGGAGCGCAAUAUGCCAGCAUGGGAAUGGAGUUGCUUCGCUACCCUGUCUUUCAAGCUACACUUGCCAAGAUACAGGAAGUAUUUCAAGAAGUAGGAGCCGAGUGGUCACUAUUUGAUCAACUAAAAGACCAAACGCGAAUCAAUGAGCCAGAGUUCAGUCAGCCUUUGUGCACCGCGCUCCAGAUAGCCCUCGUCGAACUGUUGGCAACUCUCAACAUCUUCCCCGAUGUUGUAGUUGGGCAUUCGUCGGGAGAGGUCGCGGCAGCUUAUGCCGUUGGAGCCCUCUCCCUUCGUGCUGCCUGCAUAGUCGCUUACCACAGAGGCCGUCUCGCCAGGGAGGUCGCUUCAGCAUCGCUACUGAAGCCUGGUGCGAUGAUGUCCGUGAAUCUCGCGGAACACGAGGCUGAGUCCUACUUGGCAAAGCAAUCACUGCCAGGAAACGUUUCCGUUGCGUGCAUCAACAGCCCCGGCAACGUCACGCUCUCCGGCGACGAGGCCGCCAUUGAUCAGGUGCAGGCAGAGCUCGACAAGGAUGGCGUCUUCGCAAGAAAGCUCAAGACGGGUGUGGCCUACCACUCGCCUGCUAUGCUUCAGGUCGCAGAUGAGUACCGAUCCAGCAUGGGUCAUCUCGAGGCACGAGAGUUGCAGCACGGUGGUAACCCCUUUAUGGUGUCAAGCGUCACAUCUCAAAAGGUUACUCCGAUCACCCUGCUGGAUCCCCAAUAUUGGGUCGACAACUUGGUGUCACCCGUACGAUUCGCCGAUGCGUUGCAAUACAUUGUUCACGCAGCGCCUAAGUUGGAUGGCUUGAAGCCCAUCACCAACUAUCUCGAGAUCGGACCCCACGCAGCAUUGCAGCGACCCGUACGCGACUCACUGGCUCACGCGGGCAACAGCACGGCCAAAUACGGGUCAGUUUUGUCGAGGCAGGAACCACCCUCGAAAACCCUUAUGCAGCUGGUUGGCCAGCUGUUCGCCAGUGGGUAUCGUGUCUCAAUCACAGCGGCCAACCAACAGGAUGGAGCCUUUCCGGAUGCCAAGCUCGUAGUAGACACUCCUCAGUACCCAUUUGAUAAGACACUGACGUACUGGCAUGAACCUAGAGUCACUCGUGAUUGGCGACUUCGUGAAGGCUCUCCGAAUACCCUCCUGGGCUUACGUGCAAGUGACUGGAACCCGUUGCAACCACGAUGGAGGAAGAUGCUCAGAGUUGAGGAAGUUGGCUGGGUGGCAGACCACGUCGUGGACAACGCCGUCGUUUUCCCUGCGGUUGGCUCAGUGGUGAUGUCAAUCGAAGCAGUGAGACAAACAGUUGGUGGAAGCCAACCCAUCCGAGGCUACCAUGUGAAGGAGGCCACAUUCAUGAGCCCCAUCGUCGUCACACCGGGACAGACAACAGAGGUCAUGACGCAUCUCCGCUCACUGCAACAGACGUACGAGAGGUCCGCCACUCGAUUCGAGAUUGAGAUAUUCUCGUUUGCGGAGAACUACUGGAGAGCGUGCGCCAAAUGCGUCGUCCAUGUUGAAUUUGCACAGGAAGCUCGCACCGAAGUUGAUGGUGGUCAGGAGAACCAGAUUCUCGCCGAGUCGCUGGCUCGUAGAUACGACGAAGCCAAAGGCAACGCAAGGUUCAGCAUCCCCAAUGCCGAUUUCUAUCCCUGGCUUCAAGAGAACGGCUUCAAGUACGGGCCGACUUUCUCCCUUGCUGAUCAGGUUUGCUGGGACGGGGCUGACCUUGCCAUUGCCGAAGUGAACGUCGGGGCCCCAGUUGACUCGUUCAAGGAGGGCGUUGUCCAUCCUGGAAUUCUCGAUUCCUGCUUACAGAUCUGCCCGAUCCCACCAUCUGAUGGAAUGUCCCUGAAUAUCCCGACUUCCGUCCCUCAUCAGAUCAAGGACGCCUGGAUUGCGGAGGCCGGGUGGCUUAACCCAUCCACGGAACGGGUCAAGGUCUUGACAGAGGCAAAGCUCAAACCGAUUGGCGCUGGUAUGGACUGCGAAGUUUCUAUAUUAUCAGAAACUGGUGGACUUCUUUGCCAUAUCAAGUGGCUGGAAAUGUCGCCGCUCAUGGCCAGUGAACUCGGUGCUACUAGCGCAAGGAAGUUGCUACAUCACCUUGAUUGGAAGCCUCAUACGGCGUUGCCUGCUCUUGAACAUCCCAAUAGUUCUUUCACCAAUUGUUCUUUAGCUAAUGGAAAGACGCCAGAGAAGGAAGACACGGCGGUCUAUGACAGGUCAAAGCUUGAACAGACUCUGAGGUCCGUCGCAAAGAAGAGCAUUGCUAACCUGGGGGAUAUCGAUUGGGAGAAAGCUCCAAGCCACAUGAAGAAGUAUAUCUCCUGGAUAGAGCGUCAAGUUCAUCAAGAGACAAACGGGGAAGUUCCUGAAGUGGGUGAUCUCACGAGCAAAGUGGAAGACCUGGUCAUAAAACAACCGUCAUGGAAAGUGUUUGCGGACAUCGCAAAGAACUUUGCCUCCAUAAUUCGCGGAGAAUCACACGAUACCGACCUGUCCAUUUCUGCGACCUCGUUCCAGGAUUAUCUUGACGAAGCGGUGGCUGCAGUCUUGAACCAUGAUGUCGAGUCCCAUCUUGAACUGUUAGCUCACCAGAAGCCGACUCAGAGGUUCCUUGAGCUUGGCGCCCGUAGGGGUGCUCUCACGCAUUAUGUCUUAUCAGUGUUACAGGGAAUUGAAGCUCGCACGGGCGGAAUAGCGUUCUCUGAGUACACCUAUUCGGAGUCCUCCACUGAGCUUCUUGAAGAAGCUAAAAAGCGAUUUGCUGAGUAUCAGCACCGCCUGGAUUUCACGAGCCUCGAUGUUAACAAGGACCUGAUCACGCAAGGGCUGCAGCCUGCGAGUUACGAUGUGAUUUUCGCAUCAGACGUCAUAAGGGGAGCUAAGGAUGCUUCAGGCGUUCUUCAGAACCUCCGAAAGGUGCUUGCACCUGGUGGUCAGCUCUUCCUUUACGAGAGCACUGCCUCUGGCCGGUUCGAGAUUGGCUUCGGCUUUGCCGCCGCCGCAGAUUGGUGGAUGGGCCAUGAAGACGAGCAGGACUGGGAUUGGACGAUAGCUCUCGCUCAAUUGGAUGCGGCGUUGAAGGAGAAUGGAUUCUCAGGCGCCGACCUGGUCAUCAAGGAUAGCCUCGUGGUGUCGAGGGAAGCGUCUCAGCUCAGCCUUCCACUUACUGGUACUACGGUCUUUGUCGUGGUCGAUGACGACGAGUUCCAAAAGUCACUUGCAGACAGUAUCGUACAGGCCGCUAGGUGGAACUCCCGAGUUCUCACUCUCAAAGAGGUGGCAGACCAGAAGCUCGAGUCAGGAGAUUAUGUCAUCUGUCUCGCGGACGUCUACAAGCCAUUCCUGCACCCUAUGAAGCAGGAGACUCUGAACCUCGUUCGAGAAUGGGUGCGACAAUCAACAAAUCUGUUCUGGGUUACUGCGUACGAUGCAGAGGCCACUGAUCUUCCCUCGUCUUAUGUCUACGCGGGGAUCAAGGACGGAUUUCUCCGUGCGUUACGCUCUGAGUAUGCUCUGAAUCGUAUCGUCUCCGUCACUGUUGGUGACAACAGUCGUGAUGUCCCCGCAUGCGCCAAAUACGUGGCUAGUAUCUUUGCAUCCGCGUUUGGCGGACUCGCUUCCGAUGACGAGUACAUUGUGAAGAACGGCCAAGUCUUGACGGGACGACUCGUUGAUGAUAUCAACACCAACAAGGAUCUGACAUUGUCUAUCGAACCAGAAGGCAUCGCUGAGUCGUGGUUACCAGGCCCGCCACUGAGGCUGGCUAUCCGAACUCGCAGACAACUUGAGACUCUGCAGUUCAAAGAAGAUCUUGCCUACUUCGAUGAGCUGCGCCCAACAGACGUCGAGAUCGAAGCCAAGGUAUGGGGCGUCGGCUUCCGUGACGUGUUUGUUGCCCUCGGCCGUCUGGACGAAGACGAUUUUGGUGCAGACUGCGCAGGUGUUGUAACAAGAGUAGGAGCCGAGGUCACAUCAUUCAAAGCCGGGGACCGUGUCUGCAUGCAGACGGUCGACGGUAUGAGGACCUACCCCAGAUCUCACGAAUGGACGACGGCCAAGAUCGCAGACAAUGUCUCGUUCGAAGACGCUUGCGCCAUCAUUAUCCCUGGUAUGACCUCGCUGCAGGGUCUCAUCGAGGUUGCACGCCUGGAGCAAGACGAGAAGGUCUUGAUUCAUUCAGCUUCUGGCGGCACAGGUCAGCUGGCCGUCCAGGUAGCUCAGUGGGCUGGGGCAGAGGUCUUUGCGACUGUGGGAUACGACCACAAGAAGCAGCUGCUGAUGGACGAGUAUGGCAUCCCUGCUGACCACAUCUUCUACAGUAGAGACACCAGUUUUGCUCAAGGCAUCAAGAGAAUCACCAAUGGCUACGGUGUCGAUGUUGUUCUAAACUCCCUGGCAGGUGAACCUCUACGUGCUUCUUGGGAGUGCAUUGCCCCAUACGGUAGAAUGAUCGAGAUCGGCAAGGCUGAUAUCAAUGCUAACUCAUCACUACCGAUGGGAGGGUUCAAGAAGAACUGCCUGUAUGCAGGUGUUGACCUUCACCACAUAGUAAAGGAUAUAAACAAGAAGCGUCUGGCUAAGAGGCUUCUGCAAAAGGCGAUGGAUCUGGCCAGCGAAGGAAGUGUCCGAGCACCAAGUCCUCUCCACGUAUACAAUGUGGAUAAGGUGGAAGAUGCUUUCCGCUAUCUUGCGAGCGGGAAGAAUACAGGUCGUAUUGUAAUCCGGGUUGAUUCGUCAACAGUUGUUGAGAAACAAAUAAUAAAGCGAAGAACUUGGACAUUUGAUGAGAAUGCCACAUACCUUGUAGCUGGUGGUCUCGGUGGUAUUGGUCGUUCGAUACUUCGGUGGAUGGUCACGCGAGGGGCGAAACACUUGCUCGUUCCAUCGAGAUCUGGUGCUGCCUCUUCCGCAGCUUCUGAGCUCGUGCGCGAGCUUUCCGAGCAGAACGUUGCGAUUUCGACACCGAAAUGCGAUUUAUCUUCAAAAGAGUCUCUCGCGCGUAUGCUUGAGGAGUCUGCUGCGACUCUACCCCCAAUCAAAGGGUGCCUCGUUGCGACGAUGGUCCUCAAUGAUUGUAUGUUUGAAAAUAUGACUCUGACGCAAUGGGAGGAGACAUCGCGCUCUAAAGUUGACUCUUCUUGGAAUCUUCACGCAUUGCUUCCUGAGUUGGAUUUCUUCAUACUGCUCUCAUCCGUCUCGGGUGUGGUCGGAAACCCAGGCCAGAGUAACUAUGCAGCAGGAUGUACAUUCCAGGAUGCACUGGCACGAUAUAGAAGCCAGCAAGGCCAGAAAGCCAUCUCCAUCGAUCUCGGUGUGAUGCGCAGCAUCGGCAUCGUUGCCGAGAGUGAGAAGCUUCAGAAGCAUUUCCAGGGUUCGAAGGGUUUCAUCCAGAUCGAGGAAGCCGAGUUCCUGUCACUUCUCAACAUCUGCUGCGACCCGUCGUACCAACCUGGCGAGCAUCAUUGCCAGAUGGUGAUGGGCCUCGAGACCCCUGCCAGCCUUCUCGCACGCUCCAUCGAGCCACCUGAGGUCUUGCAGAGGCCGCUGUUUGCCCGCUUUAGUCAACUCCCAGGCAGGUCCGCCAGCAGCAGCGACGGAACUGCCGUAGACGCAGGGCAGCUCUUCCGCCAGGCCGAGACGAUGGCCGAACGUGCCCAGGUGGUUGUCGAGGCCCUCUCCAAGAGAUUGGCGCGGACACUGACCAUCAAGAUCGAGGACGUCGACACGCACCAGGCCCUCCAUGCGUAUGGCGUUGACUCGCUAAUUGCUGUCGAGUUUAGGACCUGGCUCGGCAAAGAGUUUUUAGCCGAUGUUCCUGUUUUUGAGAUUGUUAGUGGAAAGACGAUUGAAUCUGUGGGUGAUCUUGUGGCCAAGACGAGUAGGAUCGAGAUCAAAGCGUAG